AUGGUAUGGACACCGAUUCAAGGCUCUCUACGAUCGGGAAGUGUGCAUUCAGGUUCUCGUUCUGGUGCUAGUACAAUUAGUUUAAGGUCCCGCGCUGGAACCCCAAUCCCCAGUAGAAUAGCCCUGUCCCGUAGUUCGAUUCACAGUAGUAGAGCUUCACUGCCUCAUCCGGUAGUAGCUGCCUUGGCCGGACAACAACAGGCACAGCAAUCGGUGCCAUCACCGGUGCCGAAACGACAUUUGCCCCAUCAACCAGAACACGCUCAUGAACCAGAACAGUCGCCGCAACAUCCGUUACCACUACACAAACAAUCAUCCCAAUCGUCGCUGACCUAUUCGCCCCAAAUUGGCGGCAUCACUAGCACCACCACCACACGUAGUCAAGAACAGACUUCAUCACAAGCCGAAACUCAUAUCGAGCAGUACAUCCCGGAACAAGGCCGGCUUCAUCAGGUCAGUGGUUUGGGUGCGGCUCUUGCAGUAAUGGCCCACAAGGAGCGUCAGGCUAAACAAGAAACCAGUAGAAGUUAUGUUCCCGAAAUUCUUAUCCUGGCUCCCUCGAUUGAGCGAGGCCUAGAUGAUGGAGUUCCGUACAAGUUUGUCUCCAGUGAUACGCUGGGCAGCAAAUCAACGGAAACCGUGGAGACUAUCGACAAACAGCUCGAAGAGGACGACUCCGAGGAAGAUUUCGUUAGCAAAGAACAUUCGGUUAUAGUGGAGUUUUUGCAAGCAUCCUGGUACGCAAUUCUCUCACAUACGGAUUUCAUUUGCUAUUUUUUGGUGUUUUUGAAUCAGAUUAAAUCGGCUAGUCUAUUUUCGCUACCACUUCCUCUGAUGGUAACUCUAUGGGGGACGCUAACAUUCCCUAGGCCUUCGAAAAACUUCUGGGUAACGCUGAUAGCUUAUACCCAAACGGUGGUCCUACUGAAGUGCAUCUGUCAGUUCGAAAUGCUACCGUGGAAUCAAAAUCCGAUUCCCCCGAAUCAACCCUUCAGUCCGGCACGGCUGAUCGGUAUUGAGCACAAGAAAGGUUACGCCACCUACGAUUUAGCAUUGCUUUUAGUGCUGUUCUGUCACCGAUUCAUUCUUAAAUCCCUGGGACUAUGGAAGUCCGAGUUUGUCGACGAAACAGAACUUUCCGAGGGUUUGUAUCGAUUGGACACGGCGGAUGAGAAUGUGAAGAAACUGCUGAAGGAGUCGGAAGAGAUCAACAAAGAAUUUCAGAGAUUUCAUUUCCUUACCCGGUUGGGUGCAGCAAUCAUCCAAAGGGUCAAUCUCACAAACUUUGAAUCAUUCAGGUCCAUCGAGGACAUUCCACCCAUUCCCGCAUCAAGAUCUCGCCGGUCUACCCUUUUGCACUUUCUGUCAAGACAUGUCUCGAUACUGAGGGCCCGAUCUUCUCAAUUCCAACAACUGAACCUGGACAUACCCUCAAGAUUAGAUUUUUUCUCCACCUACCGAUACCAAAAUGCCCAAAUACGGCACAUCCCAGGGCAAGAUGCAGUCGUUAUUCGGCGGGACGAUGGAACCGAGCUAAAUAUGGUUAAGGUAGAGGAAGGGGCGGAUCAAACGCCACUGCAAGACGAUACCGAGAACGGAAGUGCCUUAGUUUGUGUGACGCAUCAUUCGGAGGAUCCGGGCGAUUAUUUCCCGCAGAUCGUCAAACAUUCGUUCCAGAAGUAUGCCUCCUCGGUGAAGGCAUUCUUCGAUCAGCUGCUGGAUCGACAAUCGCGCAAGACGGCCGAUGUGUAUGGGUAUUUGUUCCUGUGCGAUUUCAUCAACUUCUUCGUGAUUCUUUUCGGAUUUUCCGCAUUCGGGACGCAAGAAGGAGACGGAGGCGUCCUGUCAUACUUCGAGGAAAAUAAAGUGCCAAUGACUUUUCUACUUAUGCUAAUAAUCCAGUUCUUCCUGAUAGUGGUCGAUCGGGCACUGUACCUGCGAAAGUACAUGAUCGGAAAGAUUUUGUUCCAAUUCUUCCUGAUCAUCGGGUUGCAUAUCUGGAUGUUCUUCGUGCUGCCCUGGACCACGGAGAGGAGCUUCAACGCCACGAAUCCACCGAUUUAUUACUAUUUGAUCAAAUGUUUCUAUCUUCUGUUUUCGGCUUAUCAGAUUCGUUGCGGCUAUCCGGCACGGAUUUUGGGGAAUUUUGUCACCAAAGGAUUUACCAUGAUCAAUUUCACCGGUUUCAAGAUAUUCAUGUCCAUUCCAUUCUUGUUUGAAUUGCGUACUUUGAUGGAUUGGAUAUGGACCGAUACAUCUAUGACGCUGUUCGAUUGGCUCAAAAUGGAAGACAUAUUUACGAACGUUUAUCAGCUGAAAUGUAUGCGGCAGCUAGAGGAAGAUCUUCCGGCCCCUCGUGGACAGAAGAAAGGUGCUCUUGUUAAAUAUUUAAUGGGUGGAGGACUGAUGUUAGGCGUGAUUUUGCUUAUUUGGUUUCCCCUGGCCCUAUUUGCAUUUAGUAACGCUGUUGGAGAACCGAAUCUACCCUACGACGUAUCGGUUUCGCUUCGAAUAGGACCUUACGAGCCGGUUUACGUAAUGUCUGCCCAAGAUAGCAACAUUCACGGACUGAACGCUGAACAGUGGGCCAAAUUUAUGGUUCCCUACGCCAAGGAUAAGAGUGCUCUAACUUUGUUGUCCAACUACGAACAAGUCGAUGUAGCGGCUGUAAAACUUGGGGCUAACUCUACAUCCAUCUGGAACAUUUCACCGCCCGAUAGGGCCCGACUAUUGAACGACCUUAACACAACGUCAACGCUAACGUGUCGUUUCCGUUACACCAUUAGUCGAAAGUCACAUUCCAAAGAAAAUCCUGGUACGGUGUCCGAGGAAAAAGCCUACGAACUUGGACCGAACGAUCCAGCCCGCCCGGUUUUGGUACAAAUGCUGUCCAGUGACACCAACAUAUCGGUCUCGUUGCCGUACAUGAUGCCAAAAUUUUUAAAAGUUAAAAACAGUGGCAACGUUAAACCGAUCCAUCAGUUGAUACCAACUGCUGAUACCGAUGAGAGCGAACGAAACUACCGGAACCUUACAUUACGGUUGUUCCAAACACACUCAAACAACACGAUUCCCCUGUUCUGGUGGGAGGUCAAGGAAAACUGCAGUGAUCCCACGUAUGCCACAUUCGCCAACAUGCCAUAUGCCGACUGUUUAUCCCACCUGGUGAUGUACAUGUUCAAUGAUAAAAUUUUUCCCAGUACCAUCAGCUCGAUUGCCGCUGGCGGAAUCAUCGGAAUCUACUCCUCUUUCAUCCUCUUGCUGUGGCGAAUGCUAAGGUCCAGCAUCUUUUCCGGAGCGAGUUCCAAGAUCAUGUUCGAGGAUCUUCCGUACGUCGAUCGGGUGCUACAGUUAUGUCUGGACAUCUAUCUGGUGCGGGAGUCGCUCGAGUUCACCCUGGAGGAGGACCUGUUCGCGAAGCUGAUAUUCCUGUACCGGUCGCCGGAAACCAUGAUCAAGUGGACCCGGCCCAAGAACGAGGAAGGGGACGACGAAACGGACACAAUGAGCUCAAGCUCCAAGUCGCGCAAAAAGAACGAUUAGUUUUCACGACGUUUUGCUGCUUGCUAGUUAUUACGCUAUUAAUGAUACUGGUGAUAUUACUUUAUAAGGCGAAAUAAUUAUUUAUUACAAACGAUCUGUGUAAAUGAAUACAUGGUUCAUUAGGAUGAAAAUUUGUUAAAGUUUGGCCUCUGCUUAGCGAUUUGGACAAAGAUAUUUUCCCUCGAUAUUGUAAAAUUUCAUAUCGCUUAAUUUAUCUUUUCUUUUCCCUCAUAAAUCUCACUUCUAGGAUACGGCUUAUGCAAAUUGAUUUGUCACACAUUACGGAAAUUUGAAUAUCAAUCAUAAUUCGAAAUGCAUUUUAACUCUAGUCGAAGAAACAAAAACAAUUGGAUAUGAAGAAAGUCGGAAAAGUUUGUAUAAUUUGUUCGAAUCAUACUUAGGAUAAAAAAAAUUUGAAGAAAUAUUUUGUGAAAAAGAUUGUUAACUUGUGAACGAGCAAGUUCAAUCAGUUGAAAAUUUAUUUUUGGAAUCAAUAAAACGUUUGAAUAAUA
Messenger RNA from Uranotaenia lowii, 4055 nucleotides. RefSeq names its product piezo-type mechanosensitive ion channel component-like. The record is from RefSeq and is a predicted model, not a curated record. The transcript has 12 exons. Lineage: Eukaryota; Metazoa; Arthropoda; Insecta; Diptera; Culicidae. Bases 1 to 3543 code for a protein of 1180 amino acids.